Jatropha curcas is the source of this 1686-nucleotide messenger RNA. Its product is annotated as NADH dehydrogenase ubiquinone complex I, assembly factor-like protein (DUF185). NCBI's taxonomy places the organism in Eukaryota, Viridiplantae, Streptophyta, Magnoliopsida, Malpighiales, Euphorbiaceae. Gene Ontology annotation, molecular function: protein-arginine omega-N symmetric methyltransferase activity. Gene Ontology annotation, biological process: mitochondrial respiratory chain complex I assembly. Gene Ontology annotation, cellular component: mitochondrion. The record is from RefSeq and is a predicted model, not a curated record.
UUUAAACAUAAAGAAAAUCCCGAUCAGUAGAAGGUGGCUUGCAACGAGAGAGAAAAUGCUUAGAAGAUUGUUGAUAAACCAAGCUUCCACUUGCCGUUUUUUCCUAUCAAACAAAGCAGCAACUUCUCCUUCUCCUUCAUUUCCUUUGCUUUGCAAUUCUUCUACUUUCUCCUAUUUUUCAUCUUCAUCUUCGCAAUCAGAAGUCCCUAACAGUACUUUCGCCGAACACUUGGAGAACCACAAUGCCCAACCCACCAGCACCAUCUCCAUUGACCGCUCCGGCCUUUAUAAUCCUCCUGAGCAUUCUCACGAACCCACUUCGGAGUCGGAGCUUAUCAAGCACCUUAAAGGCAUUAUCAAGUUCCGAGGUGGCCCAAUUACAGUGGCAGAGUAUAUGGAAGAAGUUCUGACAAACCCCAAAGCUGGGUUCUACAUUAAUCGAGACGUGUUUGGAGCAGAUGGUGAUUUUAUAACAUCUCCUGAAGUUAGCCAGAUGUUCGGGGAGAUGAUUGGCGUAUGGGCUAUGUGUUUAUGGGAGCAAAUGGGACAACCAAAAAAUGUAAACCUUGUUGAGCUUGGUCCAGGACGAGGAACUCUCAUGGCCGAUCUUCUGCGUGGUGCAUCAAAAUUUAAGACCUUCACUGAAUCAUUGCACAUACACAUGGUAGAAUGCAGCCCUGUGUUGCAGAAGCUUCAACAUCAUAACUUAAAAUGUGUGGAUGAAAAUAAUACGGGUGACAGUGUUGAUGAAAGGACUAUUAGCUCGUUGGCAGGAACACCUAUAUCAUGGCAUACUUCACUGGAGCAGGUUCCUUCAGGAGUGCCUGCAAUCAUCAUUGCCCAUGAGUUUUAUGAUGCUCUACCAGUUCACCAGUUUCAGAGGGCUUCUCGUGGCUGGUGUGAGAAAAUGGUUGAUGUUGCUGAGAAUUCAAAGUUUCAUUUUGUUCUAUCUCCACAGCCAACACCUGCAACUCUCUAUUUAAUGAAGCGCUGUAAAUGGGCAGCAACUGAAGAAAUAGAGAAGCUUAAUCACAUUGAGGUUUGUCCAAAAGCAAUGGAUCUGACUCAUACGAUUGCCAAAAGAAUAAGCUCUGAUGGAGGAGGUGCUCUUAUAAUUGAUUAUGGUCUAAAUGGAAUAAUCUCUGAUAGUUUGCAGGCAAUUAGGAAACACAAGUUUGUCGACAUACUAGACAAUCCUGGUUCUGCUGAUCUCAGUGCAUAUGUUGAUUUUGCUUCUGUCAAGCACUCUGCUGAGGAAGCUUCAGAGGAUGUUUCAGUCCACGGCCCAAUUACUCAGUCCCAAUUUCUCGGUUCCCUUGGCAUAAAUUUCCGUGUGGAAGCAUUGCUGCAGAACUGCACAGAUGAACAAGCUGAAUCCCUAAGGACAGGAUACUGGCGUAUGGUGGGCGAAGGCGAAGCCCCCUUCUGGGAGGGACCAGAAGAACAGGCGCCUAUAGGAAUGGGUACCAGGUAUUUGGCAAUGGCUAUUGUGAACAAAAGGCAAGGCGUUCCUGUUCCAUUUCAAUGAAGUUUUUUAGAGGCCUCGCGUUUUGUAAGAUUCUUUGUUAAGCACCUGUACAUUAAUAUCUAGCAUCCAAUAAAUUUUUACACUGUCUGGGAAAAAGUACAUGAAACGAAAGAAAAUAAAGAGGGAAAAUACGAGGAUUUCUUCAUUUAUUUUCAGCA